AUGUUAAAAGUAAAACCAGUAAGAACAGCAUCUGGAGUUGCAAUAGUAGCAGUUAUGUCAAAACCUCAUAGAUGUCCUCAUAUUGCAACAACAGGAAACAUAUGCAUUUAUUGUCCAGGAGGUCCUGAUUCUGAUUUUGAAUAUUCAACCUAAAGUUAUACUGGAUAUGAACCUACUUCUAUGAGAGCUAUUAGAGCAAGAUAUAAUCCUUAUAUUUAAUCAAAAGAAAGAAUAGAAUAGUUAAGAAAAUUAGGACAUGAUGUUGAUAAAGUAGAGUUUAUUAUUAUGGGAGGUACUUUUAUGUCUUUAGAUGCAGCUUAUAGAGAUUAUUUCAUUCGUAAUUUACAUGAUUCAUUAAGUGGACAUAGAUCCCAUAAUGUAGCAGAAGCAGUAAAAUUUUCAGAUGAAAGUAGAACAAAAUGUAUAGGAAUUACUAUUGAAACACGUCCUGAUUUUUGCUACUAACCUCAUCUUUCGGACAUGCUUUUAUAUGGAUGUACUCGUAUUGAAGUAGGAGUACAAUCUAUAUAUGAAGAUGUUGCAAGAGAUACUAAUAGAGGACAUACUAUUGAAGCUGUAAAAAAAUGUUUUAGGCUUUCAAAAGAUGCUGGCUUCAAGGUAGUUUCUCAUUUAAUGCCUGACUUACCUAAUAUGGGAGUUGAAAGAGAUAUAGAAUCUUUUAAAGAAUUUUUUGAAAAUCCUGAUUUUAGAGCUGAUGGUUUAAAAAUAUAUCCUACUUUAGUUAUUAGAGGCACAGGUUUAUAUGAAUUAUGGAAAAAUGGAAAAUAUAGAAAUUAUCAUCCAAAUGCUUUAGUAGAAAUUAUAGCUAAAUUAUUAGCUUUAGUUCCUCCAUGGACUAGAAUAUAUAGAAUAUAAAGAGAUAUUCCUAUGCCUUUGGUAACAAGUGGAGUUGAUAAUGGUAAUUUAAGAGAACUUGCUUUAAUAAAAAUGAAAGAUAUGAAUAUUCCUUGUAGAGAUAUUAGAACAAGAGAAGUUGGCAUUAAAGAAAUUCAUCAUAAAGUAAAACCUGAUUAAGUCGAAUUUAUUAGAAGAGAUUAUUUUGCUAAUGAUGGCUGGGAAACUUUCCUUGCUUAUGAAGAUCCUAUUUAAGAUAUUCUCAUUGGUAUGCUAAGAUUGAGAAAAUGUGGUGUUUCAACUUUUAGACCUGAAUUAUUAGGAAAUGUUUCUAUUGUUAGGGAAUUACACGUUUAUGGUUCAGUUGUACCUAUUCAUUCUAGAAAUCCUAUAAAAUUCUAACAUUAAGGAUUUGGUACAAUGCUUAUGGAAGAAGCAGAAAGGAUAGCUAAAAAAGAACAUGGAUCUACUAAAUUAGCAGUUAUUGCAGGUGUAGGAACUAGACAUUAUUAUAGAAAAUUAGGAUAUGAAUUAGAAGGACCAUAUAUGAUAAAACAUUUAAUAUGA
Messenger RNA from Ichthyophthirius multifiliis, 1422 nucleotides. RefSeq lists its product as hypothetical. Gene Ontology annotation, cellular component: cytoplasm; nucleus; elongator holoenzyme complex. NCBI's taxonomy places the organism in Eukaryota, Ciliophora, Oligohymenophorea, Hymenostomatida. The record is from RefSeq and is a predicted model, not a curated record. Gene Ontology annotation, molecular function: iron-sulfur cluster binding; acyltransferase activity, transferring groups other than amino-acyl groups. The transcript is spliced from 7 exons. Gene Ontology annotation, biological process: tRNA wobble base 5-methoxycarbonylmethyl-2-thiouridinylation.